AUUCGAUAAACGAAAACAAUCUAUUACUAAUCAGACACACCUAUUCUUACUUUGGACCAAUGUAAUCAAUUAUUUUACCAAUAUAUUUUCCGCUUUCUUAUUGGAGAUUAUGGUCGUCAGGGUUGUUUAUCAGUAGUAAGGGGAACUUGAAACCGGCCCCUGCCAUUUCCCCUCGGUUGUUUUGCUUUUUUUUAUCCUGGAUUCUCCAUGUUGGAGCAAUAGCGAGGACUUGCCUAGUAUUAGCUAGCUGUCAGAGGGGACCUUGGCGUUACAAUAAUAUACAUCGUGUUAAAUGCAUGAGACAAAUUGGGUAGCUUGAACGUGGAAAGAUAGCGGCAGCAAGCUGCAAUUGCCACGAGAAAAACGUGUUUAUCUAAAUAUUUUAGGAUACCAACGGGUUGGUAAGCGCAAUUGCUAACCAGCUAGCUGAAUGUUGAAAGUAGCUACCUGCGAAUUGGGGGAACGGAUUGGACUUUGAGGGGCUGUGCAUUUGUUAGAUGGAAAGUUCUAUUAUCACUCAAGUGCAGAAAGAAGAUAGUCAACUGCCGUCCAAGACAGGCCAGGUGAACCAAUCUUCCCCAAAGAAGCCUCGGAGCCGGAAUAUCUUCAAAGCGCUUUUCUGUUGCCUCCGAGCACAGGAUGCCCCUCAGCCUCCACCCCCUGCCCAGGAUACUCUACUCCCUCCUGAGGACAAUGGGACGAUCGACAAGCUUGAUCUACUUCAAAACCUUCGCUACCAGUUUCAUCAAGUUCCAGGGACAAGUCUACUGCCCGAGGUAACCCCUCAGGAUGAGGGCAAGAUCUGUGUGGUCAUUGACCUGGAUGAGACAUUGGUGCACAGCUCCUUCAAGCCCAUCAGUAAUGCUGACUUCAUUGUACCUGUGGAGAUUGAAGGAACAACACACCAGGUUUACGUCCUGAAGAGGCCACAUGUAGACCAGUUCCUCCAGAGGAUGGGAGAGCUGUUUGAGUGUGUUCUCUUCACUGCAAGUCUUGCAAAGUAUGCAGACCCAGUGACAGACCUGCUGGAUCAGUGUGGUGUGUUCGGGACGCGUCUCUUUCGGGAGUCCUGUGUGUUCCACCAGGGCUGCUACGUCAAGGACCUGAGCCGCCUGGGCCGCCAGCUCAACAAGACCCUUAUCCUUGACAACUCUCCCGCCUCUUACAUCUUCCAUCCUGAGAAUGCUGUGCCUGUGGUGUCCUGGUUUGACGACCUGGAGGACACUGAGCUGCUGAGCCUCCUACCCGUCUUUGAGGAGCUGAGUGAGGCGGACGACGUCUAUGCCAAGCUGCAGCAGCUACGAGCCCCCUGACACAACACGCCCCCUCUGACAAGCCAGAGCCUCCCCCUCUCAGCCAGACCACACCCAUCAACCGACGGAAAAAAACAAAACCUUACUUACAUACACACACUCUGUGUGCUGUGUUAGUAUCAUAGACACACUCGGCGGUGUGUUUGUUUGGCCCCUGAACGGUGUGUUUGGACGGCUGUCCACCGCUCCUACUGUCCUCUUCCUCCUCAGUAUGUUAGCUGGUGCUGCAAAACUGUUCUGGAAACAAUCCAACAAACACAAUGCGAAGUGGCUCACUCUUUUCUCAUUUUAAAAUCGGAACUCAAACACAUACUAUUAAUCCAAUCAUUCACACUGACUGGCCAGGUCUUUGUUUCUCCAAAACAAGACUUUGAUUUUAUAGCACUAAUUGUGACACAAAACAAUGGACUCUGCACAUCAUCUCUCUGCUUCGACAAUAAUCUCUGUAGAAACACGUUGACAAAGGACUCUAAAGCAUUGCAAGGAAACUGCUAAAUCCAGUGAUUUAAUUUCAAUUUCUUAGUACAACUGCCUCUAUAUAGGCUGUUUUUAAGGACUUUUCUCUCCUGAAUGGAUUGAUUACUUCAGGAAAUUCAUUUUGAAAGUUGAACAGGUGGUCUUUCUGAUCCAAGGCCGUCAGUACAUAACUAGACAUUACAGUACAUAAGAUGAUAUGACCUCAUUUGACCAGACCUUACAUGGGGAGCAAGGGAUCUCCAUCUUUGUGCCUUCUGUAUAAGAACAAAAUAAUUCAAUCUUUUUUGUUGUUUUUAAAGAAGGAAAAAAAGCUUUGUUCCUUGUAGAAAAUGGUUGUUCUUUUUCAAUCUUUACGCUUUUCUAUACAUUUUUAAGAUGUCUUUUAAAUGUUGGAUAUGUUGGUUAGAAGUACAGAUGAUGAAUUUUGUAAUGUCUGGGAUGUUGAGGAAGAACAGCCAUACAUUAACAGCCUCUGUAUCUUGUAGUUACAUGAAAUUCUCCAUUCUCAUUUGCUGAAGAUAUCCUCAGCCAAUAGGGAUCAUUACAAUCCAAGGGGUCACACCCAUGGUGUAAAUGCAGUGGUGUAACAAACCCUGCCUCUAUGCUGAUUCACCCUGAGCUGCAUCAGGUACAGGAUACUUGAGCUGAUUCAGCUCAACUUUUAGCACACUAAAAAAAACCAUUUAAAUGAACAGACUGAUUGAGACUUCGUGUUGCAAAUUUGGAGUGAUUCUAUGCUGGUAUUUAGUCUUCAAAGGAUGCCAUAGUGGAUAAACCAAGGCCUUGUUUUAAAAUGAUUCACAUUUUGUGUCAAGCCUUCUGGGUGCCAUAUUAUUUGGUUAGCUUGGGGGACUUGUAUAAGCUGCUAAGAGUGAACACAAUGCACACUAGUUUAGCCCCCACCUUUAGCCCUUUCUCCAUACUUUGCCAAGUCAUUAUUUAAAAAUGUAUUAUAUUUUUGGUGAGAUGUUUCUACAUUACUGAGACUUAAAAGUAUGUCUGAUAAAUGAUCUUUGCGUUAUUGCCUGUUGUUCUAGAAGGUCUACGGUACUCACUGCCAUAUCUCAGGUGUUGUACACAUUGUGGGGUGGCAGCGGUUUUGUGGUGCCAUAAACUGGAUGGAUUUAGCAAGAGAUGUUCUACUGCUCAAGUUGUAAUUUAGCACACAUAGACAUGCCCAAGCCAGACUAGUCACUGCAUCCCAAAGAGAUUUGUUUUGUGGUUUUAUUCACAAGAUAAAGCGCCUUCUCAUACUAUUACACUAUGAAGUGCCUAAGGUUUCUUUCUGCAAUAGAAGCUUUGGAAUAAAGCACGAAGGGUCUUCAUCCCCAUUUUUUAUUUUACAUUUUUAUAACUGUUACCCUGUCUCUCGUAUUUGGCUGAAAUUGAGUAUCCAUAAAACUCUUUACCAAGUAAUCCUACUCCGCUGUUUCAUUUGGAUUGAAAGAAGGGGCCGUGUGUUAUGAUGUUGUGGACCCCACACCCAUACUGUCAGAGAAAUAUGUCCGUUUAGGCCUAUUCCAUGUCUCCCAAUCUAUAGUUUCUGUUAUUUAGAUAUUUGUAAGCAUUUUAAUCUCUGGAUGUGUCCCAAAUAGCACUCUAUUCCCUAUAUAGUAGUUCUGUAUGGGAUGUUAAGUUGUCUCUUCUGGUGGUGGGAUGUGGUAGAGGGUGCACAGAGCAUGACCUGACUGUCUUCUUGUUAUGUCUGAAACACUAAAGGUAAAGUGGGGUUAGACAUUCAUUUUUACGAAAGCUCAACACUUUGAUUUUGUGGAGGUGGGUGGGUUGGAGGGGAGGGGGAACCAAAUAUUCACAAAUUUCAAUUAAAGCGUUUUCUGCUUCACUUUCCUUUCUUCUCGUCGAAAGAACCCAUCUUGUUGCUUUAAACAUGCAUCACUUAAUUGUCAGUAAUUGUAAUUAGGUUAGAGGCCCACACAUGAUACCUGGUAUAUUCAGUCAUAAUGUCUGCUGACAUGAAAUGACUACAUGUAAUGAAAUAUAUUGACAUUGACAUCAGAGGUGACGUGUCGAACCCUAAUUAGUAAUGUUUUGGAUCACUGGGAAGGAGUAAACGUUCAUCCCUGAUUGCGAGUUAAUGUGUAACUCCCACGAAGGGCAUGCUUAUGGCCCUCAACCAAAGCGACAUCAGACAUGUCCUGUGUUUGAUUCAAAUAUAGUUUACUGUUUGAGAAAUACAAGAUUUCAUGACCACUUUGUGAUCACUAAGCAUCCGAAUGAUGCUAGGAUAAUUAUCAUACUAUAAAUUUUAUCUUACUCAUACAACAGUUUUUAUUUUCUCAAAGUCCUGGAAAGAAAGAAUGUAAAGAACUGGAGAGAAAUGUAUUUGAAAUAGAUUGUCCUAAACAGUCCAUCUGUAAAAAUAAAAGGUUUUGGUGACUUAUCAAGAGAAUUCUUUGUAAUUAUUAUUUUUUUUAUAUGAAAGCCAUAUGUAUACAAAGUCACAAUAUUUUUGAAAUAUUAAAAGCAAAGAAUGGAUAGAAAUGUAGCUCUAAAAAGCUUUCGGUGUUCUUUUGUUUUGGAAAUGAAUUAUUCCAAUUUAAAAUAUUUUGGCCAUUACAAAAUAUGGAGAUCUAUUUUCAGUGUUCAGUUGGGUUACUUUCUGUACGGAUUCUUAGAUGCCAAACAAUCGGAACAAAAUGAGACAUGAGUCCGAGGGUACAAUCGAAUGAUGCAGCGUUGUUUUUAUGUAUAUAUUGAUCAAUCUAUUGGAUAGAUUGUGAUGGUGACCAGUCUAUUAUUCUUCUAAUGGAUGAGAUUUCUGUUUGGAUAAAAUCAUUUCUCCAUUUUAGUUUUUUGUUAACUGGACUCUGUUGGAUUGAUUGUGGGGUUGGGUCAGGUUGUGUACAAUGAACAAACUUCAAAUUUUGCGUAGAAACUAUGCAGUAAUACAUACAGUAUAAUGCAAAAAUGAUAAAACAAUCUUGUGCACGUCUGGAGUUCAAAAUACUGUUUUUACAGCUAUUUUAUCAAACAAACGUGAGACUCCUGCAUUAUAUUUGGGCUUUUUUGUUAAACUAGCAAUUCUGAAAGUUGUUUUUCAAAGAUGGAAUAAAAAAAUUGAUUAGUG
Messenger RNA from Oncorhynchus masou masou (cherry salmon), 4878 nucleotides. Its product is annotated as carboxy-terminal domain RNA polymerase II polypeptide A small phosphatase 2-like. NCBI's taxonomy places the organism in Eukaryota, Metazoa, Chordata, Actinopteri, Salmoniformes, Salmonidae. The coding region runs from base 498 to 1313 and encodes 271 amino acids. Gene Ontology annotation, molecular function: RNA polymerase II CTD heptapeptide repeat phosphatase activity. The record is from RefSeq and is a predicted model, not a curated record. The transcript has 8 exons.